AUGGUUUACCCUUCUCUGUCUCUUGCCACUCUUUCGCUGGCAGCCCUCACCGCCGCUAGUCCCAUCGUUACCCAGUCUCGGCAGCCCAGCCACAACAGCGCCCAGUCCGCUCUUCACAAGCUCCCGUACUCCAAGAUACGGAAGUACCUCGGGGCAACCGAUGGGGAACCCAUCGCCCCCAAGAUGAUCCCAGGCGUUGGCAACAAAUGGCAAUGCUUCGACCGCGAAUCCACUUGA
This is a messenger RNA of Colletotrichum spaethianum, 237 nucleotides long. RefSeq lists its product as uncharacterized. The transcript is spliced from 2 exons. The record is from RefSeq and is a predicted model, not a curated record. NCBI's taxonomy places the organism in Eukaryota, Fungi, Ascomycota, Sordariomycetes, Glomerellales, Glomerellaceae. Bases 1 to 237 code for a protein of 78 amino acids.